This is a messenger RNA of Diaporthe amygdali, 1575 nucleotides long. RefSeq lists its product as uncharacterized. Lineage: Eukaryota; Fungi; Ascomycota; Sordariomycetes; Diaporthales; Diaporthaceae. The transcript has 4 exons. The coding region runs from base 1 to 1575 and encodes 524 amino acids. The record is from RefSeq and is a predicted model, not a curated record.
AUGUCUUCAGAGUGGCUUUCGGCCUGCGAGGUUUCUUGCGGAGACUAUCCGGUGGGCAUCGAUGACCUUGCCGGCACUGGGGUCAUUGUCGGCUUCGUUGGCGGGGCCUUUAUCGCCAUAGCCUUUAUGGUCCUGUAUUACUUCUGGGCAUACGAUCCUGCUAUCUGUAGUGCAGCACCGGUCAACCCAGUUGAUGACUGGGUGCUUAGAAUCCUCAAGGGGGCACACUGGCAGAUGGUGUGCUACCUCGCUUGGUUUGCAACCGUUACGCACCUGUCCGGGUUAAGCAUCAUGUCCAAACAUCUCCACGGACGUUCCUGGGAACGAAAAUCUCGAACGAUACUCAUGGGUAUCCUGCUCAUUGUUCUCGUAGUUGCGAUGGUGCCUAUGGCAGCCAUCACAAUAUCCGAGGACGAUGGUGGAGAAGACCUCAUACUGACCUGGAACUGCAACGCCACCUGCUUCUUCAGUCCGCAGUUCAUGGCCAACAAUCUUCACUCGGUGUCUUUGGGGCUUCAGUGGGGCGAUACCGACAUGCUGACACAGACUGCGGCCCAGUUUGGCUCAGCAAUAUUGGCCAUAGCAUUAAUAAUCCUUCAGAUCUCAACUGAAUUUUACACGGUAGAAGGCGCACUAAACCCCGAUCCCGACUACUUGGUUCACGGCUACCGCACACCUCAGGGUGACUAUCGUGGCGGAACCUGGAGUUUCGGACAGAUUCUGCCUGUGUUCCUCCUCAUCGCACCUGUGGUGGGAUUUCUAAGGUCAAUUGCCCCCAGCGACAGUAAACUGCAGCCAAGCAGUAAUUCAGAGGCUUCACCUCUUGGCAUCGGUCCGUAUCCCACAUAUCAACAUGGCAACAACAAGGGAGUACUGACCUUCUCCACAGGGAAAGAUAUCCCACAUUCUCCUGCCAUCUUCAACACCCUUACCAGGACGAGGUCCUCUGGUUCGAUGAUCGAUGCGGAUGCGGAUGCGCUUCCACAAGGCAGCCUCAGAUGCCUCAGGUAUCUGGAGAAAUCCACGUUUGGAGCCAGCCAGCUUGCCAAGAAUACUUUUGUCUUCACUACGUUGCUCGUCAUUGCCCUAAUGGCAUGGUUCUUGGCCGUGCUUUUCCUGGAUAUUGGGGUGUCAUACUCUCUCUCAACAAUAAUCUCGACCCUCCCAGGCGCCGUCUUGGUGGGCGCCCCGUUGGCAGGCUUUCUCCACCUCUUUUUGGCGACAGUUAUCUUCGACACGACCCCAGAAUCAAGUCGCCGUCGUUCAGUAUAUUACUGGGCUGCCCAAGUGUUCGUGGACGGGCUCCUGGCUACUAGUAUCGGAGUUGGGUCGAAGCAGUCAAAAGCAUUGGAUAAGGCUUUUUGGCCGCCUGACAAGUACGAUGAACCUACGAAUACUGAUGAGCUGGUCAUGUUCUUGUCGCCGAAUUUAUACAUCAUCUUCUUGAUGACUUGCAUUACGAUGCUGGUUAUGUUGAUUGCAACUGGCACGCACCUUUGCACAUUGAAAUCUCGGCACGCACCCCAAGAUUCCGAUCAAGCAAGUUCUCUUGUUGAAGAUUCUCCGGAGAUAUGA